AUGAGUUCACGAUACAAAUCUAAUAAUAAAUUUAGGCGUAAAUAUCAAUAUGAUGAUGAACAAAAGAAAAGUAAAUACGAUUCAAAAUUACCAUACAGUACAGAUUAUGAUAAAAAAGAGAUUUUAGACCAAAAAAGUGAUUUUUCUCAAGAAAUCACUAAUAAGAAUACCGAAGACUUUUAUUUUAAUAAAUAUAAGCAUGAAUUGAAUAAAAUAUUCUCAGGAAAUUUAAAUGUAAUCCAGGAUACUGAUGAUUUUUGGAGAUUUGUUAAUAAAUAUGAAACUGUACAGAAAAAACUAAGAACACCAGAUAUUUUACCUAAUUUUUCACUAAAUACUAUCGGUGUGCCAGAAACAUACCACAAAUUACAUUGCAUAAAUUUCAAAUUAAGUUAUAAUUUUAAUGAAUUAUUUGCACGUGUAAUGCCAGUUAAAGCAUUAACAAAAGAACGCUUAUUGAAGUUUCAGAACAUAAUUAUUUUAUAUUUAGACUUUAAGCAAAAAGAAAAAUUUGCCAAGUUAAAAAAACUCAGGAAAUCACAAGUAAAUCUACCAGUUUAUCAAUAUAAACAUGAAAUUAUUGAAACAAUAAAACAGGAACAGGUAGUUAUAAUAGCUGGUGAUACUGGUUGUGGAAAAUCCACUCAAGUGCCUCAAUACUUAUAUACAGCAGGUUUUCAAAAAAUUGCUUGUACACAACCAAGAAGAAUAGCUUGUAUAUCUUUAGCAAAACGUGUUGCUUUUGAAACAUUAACAGAAAACUGCAAUGAUGUUGGUUACCAAAUACGUUUUGAAAAGCAAAGAAAUCAAAAUACCAAAAUUACAUUUAUAACAGAAGGUCUUUUGUUAAGACAGUUAUCUGGAGAAUUUGAAUUAUUACCUUAUGAUGUAAUUGUUUUGGAUGAAGUGCAUGAACGUCACCUACAUGGAGAUUUUCUUCUUGGUAUUAUGAAAUGUAUUAUUAAUCAAAGGCAAGAUCUAAAAUUAGUACUUAUGUCUGCUACGAUUAAUAUUGAACUUUUUAAUAAUUAUUUUUCAAAGGAAAAUGUUAAAGUAAUACAGGUUCCUGGAAGGUUGUAUCCUAUUCAGUUAUUGUACAGGCCUGUUACUAUAGAAGAUAUUCGAUAUAAAAAUGAUAGAUUCAAUCCAAGUCCUUAUAUACAAAUAAUGCAAAUGAUUGAUCAGAAAUAUCCAGCUGAAGAAAAAGGCGAUUUAUUAAUAUUUUUAAGUGGAAUGAGUGAAAUUACUGCCGUUGUAGAUGCAGCAAAAGAAUAUAGCCAAAAAAAAAAUAAUUGGAUUAUCUUAGCACUUCACAGCACCCUAGCUAUUAGUGAGCAAGAUAAAGUAUUUGAUUUUGCUCCUGAAGGAGUGAGAAAGUGUAUUGUAUCUACUAACAUUGCUGAAACUUCUAUUACUAUAGAUGGAAUAAGAUUUGUUGCUGACAGUGGGAAAGUAAAAGAAAUGAGUUAUGACCCAUCAUGCAAAAUGCAACGACUCAAAGAAUUUUGGAUUAGCAAAGCUAGCGCAGAACAACGGAAAGGAAGAGCUGGUAGAACUGGACCUGGAGUAUGUUAUAGAUUAUACUCUGAAGAAGAAUAUAUGUCUUUGGAAAAAUACUCAACUCCUGAAUUACAACGUGUACCUUUAGAUUCCUUACUUCUACAAAUGAUUGCAAUGGGACUUCCAGAUGCACGAAAAUUUCCAUUCAUAGAACCACCUUCACCAGAAAACAUUGAAAAUUCUAUAUUAUCUUUAAAAGAACAUGGUGCGCUAACGGAUAAUGAAAAAAUAACAUGUAUUGGAAAAACACUCGCACGCUUACCUGUUGACAUAACAAUAGGGAAAAUGUUAAUAAUGGGUUCUAUUUUUCACCAAGUAGAACCAGUCUUGUCAUUAGCUGCUGCCUUAAGCAUACAAACACCAUUUACAAAUAGAGCAUAUAGGGAUUCAGAAUGCGAGACGUCUAGGAAAAAAUUGGAAUCUGAUCAUGGUGAUCCAAUAACAUUACUAAAUGCAUUUAGAGAAUGGUUAGAAGUAAAACAACAAAGUUCUCAAGAAUCCAGAGGUAGUGGUAACAGUAGUAGAAAAUGGUGCAAAAGAAGAGGUUUAGAGGAACAGAGAUUUUAUGAAAUGACAAAAUUGAGAGCACAGUUUAAGGAAUUACUUCAGGAUUGCAAAUUACUGAGGAGUCUCCCAGAACCAAAUUCUUCUAUGUCCAGUGCAGAACGUGCUAUAAGACAUGGAGAGCUUAAACUUUUAAAAUCAUUAAAAAGAACCUACAAACAAAGUGAACCUAGAAAGCGAAAACAAUUAAAACUAGAAUCAUUUGAUAUUCAAUUAGAAGAUAAUGAUCAUGAUGAUGGUGAAAUUGACAUAAAAGAUAUCGAAUUUCGAAUGAAAAAUGAUCCAAAUCAAGUGCAAAAUCUAUUAACAGCAGCCACUGCAUGUAGCUAUAAAGAUUUAACAAUGUUAAAAUUAAUACUCUGCAGUGGUUUAUAUCCACAAUUUGCAUGUGCCGAUGAAUUUAAUUAUUGUAAGACAACAAACGAGCAACUGUUUCAUACAAAAGCAAAACCAUAUAUUGCUUUACACCCAAUGAGUUUCUUUGGAAAUCAUCCCCAAGUAUUGCAAUUGGAGGAAGCUGAUAUUGUAUCAAUACCAGGUUUUAAAAGUAAAACUGCCGUUAGUCCAAAACAUACAAUAUUAACAUAUUUAUCUCUUUUGGAGACAACAAAGCCUUAUCUAGUAAAUACACUUAGAAUGCCUGCUGCACAAACAUUACUUUUAUUUACACGUGAAAUCGACACAAAUAGUACAUUUUCAAUAAUGAUAUGUGAUUCCUGGUUAGAAUUAAAAUUUCCUAUACCUGAUAGUGGUCAGAUUUUACUGAUGAAAGCUACCAAAUUACGACAUAAAUGGGAUUUCUUAUUAAAUCAACAAUUACAAGAUUCAAGUACCAGCAAUGAUGAAAAUCAGGAUUUCAGUGAAUUUGAGUACACACUUACUCAAGAUUUAAUUGAAUAUAUGCAUACAACUGUUCCAUAUACACUAAAACGGCUUUUACCGGCUGAUCUUAAAACAAUAUAUGUGGGAUGUGGUGAAAACAGCAUAUUGAUAGAUCCAAACCCUUUUCAAUCAGAUUUUGUAGUAAUACCCAACUCAAUUAAAGGAGGAGUUCGCGUAACAAACACUAUUACAUAUAAUUGUGUGAAAGAAACUGAAUGGAGUGAUCGACUUUCUACAGAAAUUUUAGCAACACAAUGGCAUUGUUCAAAUUGUAACAUGCAAGCAAUUCUAACAAGCAUAGAAAAAUUACAACACCAACAAUCCUGUGUUAAAGCAGAUAUAAAAGAUGUUGAAAAACAUGACAACAUUAAACGUAAACCUAAUGCACAAGCAUAUGAAUGUUCUGAUUGUGCACAAAUAUUAUACUUAACACCAAUUGAAAUUCUUAAACAUAAAAAAUCUCAUGUUAAAUAAAGUAUUUAUUUGAUAAUAUAAUAAU
Molecule: messenger RNA, 3505 nt
Organism: Bombus impatiens (common eastern bumble bee)
Lineage: Eukaryota; Metazoa; Arthropoda; Insecta; Hymenoptera; Apidae
Product: probable ATP-dependent RNA helicase DHX34
Exons: 15
Coding region: 1-3480 (1159 amino acids)
Biological process (GO): nuclear-transcribed mRNA catabolic process, nonsense-mediated decay
Cellular component (GO): intracellular anatomical structure
Molecular function (GO): RNA binding; ATP binding
Source: RefSeq, a predicted model, not a curated record